AUGAAGGUCAUUCACGGCAGGUCCUGCUGUUGCAGGGAGCUUGAAGGAGAUGACCUCCUGUCAGACACCUUUUAUUCUAAUGAGAUACACACUCCGCUACAAACAAGUGUCCGCCCAACUGCCUCAGAGGACAGGUAUCAGGAAUUCAGGGAGUUGUUCCAACCAUGCCGGCUCCCCUGGGGUGCUGAUAGGGAAUAUGGUGGGAUAAUGCCCAUUUCACUCCCUGAGGAACACAGGCCAAAAUGUGAACCUCCUCGUCUCAUGGGUAAAGGACAUCAGCAUUAUGGAUUUGGUGGAGAAACCUGGUCAAGAAAACUUCCUAUUGAACAACUCUAUUAUUUGACACAGAACAAAAAAAGUGAUGUCUAUGGAAAUGAUUCUUUGAUUCCCAAACCACCCAAUGCUACGGUAGAAGAAAUCUGCAGCCCGUAUCCUGUUGAACACCCUUACCAUACCCACAUCUCUCGCGGUGCCAUGUUCCCAACCUUCACAUCACCCAAGGAGCUCUACACUUGCAUUAAAGCACGCAACCAACAGCCAUUUCCCCCAACUGUGCCAACGAAGCCUUAUGAUACAACAGUUUUGAAGACCAGAGGUAAUCCUUAUAGAUACGAACUGGUUGAUUUUCCUUCGGAUUCAAAGAAGAAAGCCUUGACUUGGCCUGGUCAGGGUGUAUAUUACAAUAUUCCUAAAUGUGUUGAGAAAAAUAAGCCAGUGUUCUACCCAAAACCUCCUAAAACCUACGCUCCUAACAUGUCUUUAAACUUGUGGGAUCCUAUUACUUCUCUGAAAGAAGCCAACAUACAAAGAAAUCUUGAGCGGUCCCACUGGAUCACUUCGUACACUCAUGAUUUUACAGGUGUGGGGCCCAUGAACCCCCUUGAGCUGGAUGAUUACCAUGAAAAGGAGGUAGCCGGCUUAACUGGACAGAUAGGAUUUGACCCUGAGCCUCAAGAAAAAUUCCACCCUGUCUUAAAACCCGUCAGACCCUUGGAAGGACGAAUUGCUCGAUUGAUUAAUGAACAACGUCCUCUGGAGGCUACCGUCCAGGAAAAACCACCUCCCUGUCCAGAUUGUACCCCUACAGUUUUAUGUACUUUUCAUACCUUUAUACCCAGCUCUGAAGAAAUGAGGGCCCUUAAUGAUAACACAUGGGCCAGCGUAGCCCGUAAAGACCAAGACAUUGAAGAGAAGAUUAAAGAACAAAGUUUGCUGUCGACCUAUGUACUUCCAUCAGGUUACCCAACAAAAGAGCUGACUGACCUUUAUAACAUAAAAUCAUUUCCAAAAGUCACAGAUACUAAAAAGAUAGAAGAUAUGUACCAGAGACAGCUGGCAUUAAAGCCCCAACCUCGUGUACCUUACUCUAAGGCCAACAAUUACAUUCACUAUGAACAUUUUACAUCUGACCAGUAUACUACAUGUCAGGACCGUAAGAACCUUAGUAAGCCUAGAAUUUUGCAAAAUAAACAAGGUACAGAAGCAUUCGCCUUAGAACAGUUUUUUGGUACGCCAGAAGAUCAUCAGUGGGCUUUGAACAUGGAAAACAACGAAGAAACAAGACCUAUUCUGGGUUGGAUUCCAAGGGCUGGAGUGGCCAAGCCUCAAGCCAACCUGCUGGACCUGAAGAACUCUUUUUCAAAAACUGGUGUACGAAAACGUUUCCAUAAAUCAAUCCUAGAUGACCAAAAAGACCUCAGGGAUAAGGAGCAUUCAGGAAUGAAACACCAAUUCUAUGGCCAUAAUUCCUAUUAUUUCUACAAUUGA
Messenger RNA from Chrysochloris asiatica (Cape golden mole), 1767 nucleotides. It is a transcript of the gene SPMIP4, whose product is annotated as chromosome unknown open reading frame, human C7orf31. Bases 1 to 1767 code for a protein of 588 amino acids. Lineage: Eukaryota; Metazoa; Chordata; Mammalia; Afrosoricida; Chrysochloridae. Gene Ontology annotation, cellular component: centrosome. The record is from RefSeq and is a predicted model, not a curated record. The transcript is spliced from 9 exons.